AUGCCGGGCUCGGUUGCAAGUGAUGGAUUCGAUGACGACGAGAGCUUCAUUCUGGACAUCGAUGGUAUCCAGGCCCAUGGAAUUGGUGCAGCUGACAUCACCAAGCUGAAGGCCAAUGGGUUUUAUACUGUUGCUUCCGUUCACGGCGCCACCCGAAAGACUCUCCUCAAAAUCAAAGGAUUCAGCGAAGUCAAGGUCGAGAAAGUCAAAGAGGCAAUUCAGAAAUGCCUUCCCACAGCCUCGGGUUUCAUCACAGCAAUGGAACUCCACCACCAACGCAAGAAAGUCGUCCGUAUCUCCACCGGCAGCAAGCAAUUUGACUCAAUUCUCAACGGCGGCUUCCAAAGCAUGAGCAUCAGCGAAGUGUUCGGCGAAUUCCGCUGUGGCAAAACACAACUCUCGCACACGAUGUCCGUAGUCGCCCAAUUACCCAAAGAAGCAGGCGGGGCAGCUGGCAGAGUUGCCUACAUCGACACAGAGGGCACGUUCCGACCCGAGCGUAUUGCUCAAAUCGCUGAACGGUUCGGAAUGGACCCCGACACGGCGCAGGAGAAUAUUUCCUAUGCGCGCGCGCUGAAUAGCGAGCACCAGUUCGAGCUGCUGAAUACACUUGCUCAAGCAUUUGCGGGUGGUGAGUAUCGAUUGCUUGUUAUUGAUAGUAUUAUGAACUGUUUCCGGGUUGAUUAUUGUGGGCGCGGGGAGUUGGCGGAUCGGCAGCAGAAGUUGAAUCAGUUCUUGAUGAAGCUGGCGCAUAUGGCUGAAGGUAAGAGGUGUUGUUCUGUCCUUUUCAUGGCUGUUUGGCUGAUUCUGCAACUGGCAGAGUUUAAUGUUUGUGUCUUGAUGACAAACCAAGUCCAGAGUGACCCUGGUGCCAAUGCUCUAUUCGCUGGAGCUGAUGGUCGUAAGCCGGUUGGUGGUCAUGUCCUUGCUCAUGCUUCCACUACUCGUGUGCUCCUUCGGAAAGGGCGUGGGGAGGAGCGAGUUGCGAAGAUACAGGACUCCCCUGGUGGGUACUCCGAUAUUUCCCUGGCUUUGAUAUUGCUUUAA
This is a messenger RNA of Penicillium coprophilum, 1047 nucleotides long. RefSeq names its product recombinase DMC1. The transcript is spliced from 5 exons. The record is from RefSeq and is a predicted model, not a curated record. NCBI's taxonomy places the organism in Eukaryota, Fungi, Ascomycota, Eurotiomycetes, Eurotiales, Aspergillaceae. The coding region runs from base 1 to 1047 and encodes 348 amino acids. Gene Ontology annotation, biological process: DNA recombinase assembly; reciprocal meiotic recombination; DNA strand invasion. Gene Ontology annotation, molecular function: double-stranded DNA binding; ATP-dependent DNA damage sensor activity; DNA strand exchange activity. Gene Ontology annotation, cellular component: condensed nuclear chromosome; nucleus.